AAAAAACAUGACGAAAAUUACAAUUUUCUCUAUGAUUAGUAUGUUCAUUUAUCUUGAUACACUUAUAAAGACCUAAUUUGGUUUUCUCAAGGCCAGAUACGACGUCGCGUAUCGAACAAAUUGCAGGACUUAAAAGCGCGUUAACAAGGAAACAAAAGAUCUCCUUUUCCAGAGGAAAGCGCAUUCAGCUUUCGGCAAACCCAAAAUUGAACGACCCAAAAAAUAAAUAAAUAAAUAUUUUUGUAAUUCCGCGAAGCUUUUCAAUUUGUUUAUGCGAACUUUGACUUUGUUUCUCUCGCUGGGCUGUUGCAGUGUGAUUGAUACUGCUUAUUAGUGCUCGACGUCCAUUUUACAUAAAGUAGGCUCAGCUCAUCUUCCUUUUUAGCAAAAUAUUCAAUACAAAAGAGAGUAGACCAGCUCGUGUUUUCUGUGUUGUGAACGCCUCCAAGAUAUUGAAUCAAUUUUCCCAAUUUGAUAUAGCAUCAUCGUUGGAUUCUUUUCUGAACUUUCUUGGAUCCUAUUUUUCAAAGAGGAAUAUAACCUUUCGGAUGUGGAUUUCCCCAAAUGGAGGUUGAAGCCAUCUCAAUGGCUCAGUAGACCAGGUCUCGAGUCCAGUCAAAAGGAAAACAUCUAACAAAGCCUUUUUAGGGAUGAAGAAUCCAAUUAAUAAAGAUGACGCCGAUGUUGAAAAUGGGAGGUUAGAAAAAGACCGGGAAAAGGCUCUGAGAAACAAAAGAGGACUUAUACUCCACAAUCAGGCCUUGUUAUCCGGACUCGCCUACUGUUUGUCUUCAUGCGGUAUGAUAUUGGUCAACAAAUAUGUCCUCUCCAGUUAUGACUUUAAUGCUGGAAUAUCUUUGAUGCUUUACCAGAAUUUUGUAUCAGUAGUUAUUGUUUCCACUUUAAGUCUUCUUGGAAUAGUUACGACGGAACCACUUACAUGGAGAUUGAUCAAGGUGUGGAUACCGGUUAAUAUUAUAUUUGUGGGGAUGCUGGUCACAAGUAUGUUUAGUUUGAAGUACAUUAAUGUUGCCAUGGUUACGGUUCUCAAGAAUGUAACCAAUGUGAUAACGGCUGUUGGCGAAAUGUAUUUGUUCAAUAAGCAUCAUGAUAAUAGAGUUUGGGCAGCCCUUUUUUUAAUGAUCAUUUCAGCAAUAUCGGGAGGGUUCACAGAUCUCGCAUUUCAUGCUGUUGGAUAUGCAUGGCAGUUUGUUAAUUGUUUUCUGACAGCAUCAUAUUCUUUGACUUUGCGUAGGAUAAUGGAUACUGCCAAGCAAGUCACUAAAUCUGGGGAAUUGAAUGAGUUCUCCAUGGUCAUGCUAAACAAUAGCCUCUCACUGCCUCUGGGAAUUUGUCUAAUGUUUAUGUUCAAUGAAGUUGAAUACCUUUCGCAAACGCCACUGUUGAGAUUGCCGACUUUCUGGCUGGUGAUGACCUUUAGUGGCCUGUUGGGUCUAGCAAUUAGCUUCACGUCAAUGUGGUUCCUCCAUCAAACUGGAGCUACCACUUACAGUCUUGUGGGGUCACUGAAUAAGAUACCUCUUUCUGUUGCUGGGAUCCUUCUUUUCAAUGUCCCAACAAGCUUGGAAAAUUCAGCAAGUGUAUUCUUUGGCUUGUUAGCAGGAGUAAUGUUCGCAAGAGCAAAAAUGCAAUAACCGAUCUGUAUUUUUCAUUUACUUUCUGAACCAUUUUAAAGAUUACACUUGACAUUUCAGUUAGUCUGUUCUGUCUGUUUUGUAGCCUGGAAUGUUUGCUUCACAAGCAGCAGCAAUGUAACAUUUUUCCCUUCAAUUCUAGCAUUUGAUGAAAGUGUUGUCAUGUUGUCUAGAGUAAUCAAUACAAGAAAUAAUACGGAAUUAAGUCGAUCGAUCAACUUCAAUUCCCUUUUUUUUUUUUUUCGAUAUAUUCUAUGUUAAUUUACCCAUCAGAUACAAC
This is a messenger RNA of Striga asiatica, 1935 nucleotides long. Lineage: Eukaryota; Viridiplantae; Streptophyta; Magnoliopsida; Lamiales; Orobanchaceae. The record is from the annotation of a GenBank genome assembly.